AUGGGGCAGCUAAAGCUCGUACUAGUCUUCUUUUGUAGAGCUUUCCCGUCUUUAUUUGACCUUUGCACUGCUCAUUCUCCUCCCACUUUAUGUAAUGGCAGAAAACUCCAAAUUCAUCACUGUUUAUCGAGCGAAAACAAUGAACAGGCAAAGCCAAAAGCAGGUGAUCCGAUUAUGGACAUUUGUGGGAAAAAGAUUCGAUUGAUUUAUAGAUACUUCGAGCAAAGACCUGGCGGACAACAACAUGAUGCUAUGGACAAACUUCGAGCUAUUAAAGAUAAUGUACAGAGGAAUUUUAAUCGGUUAAAGCUUUUCCUGUUAUCUGUCACUUGGUCUCUGUUUCUCUUAAUGGAUCCUCCUUUGAGCCCCGGAACUGACUCUAUUCCCUUCAAGAAGGAGACCUGGAAGCAUACAAUCCUUUUGUCAUUCCAAAGCCUUGGAGUAGUUUAUGGUCGCCUGAGUACUGCUCCUUUAUAUGUCUUUACUUCAAUCCCUACACAGGAAUUCAAAUCCGAUGAGAGUGCAUACGAGUACUUCUCGUUUAUCUUUUGGACUUUGACGAUCAUUCCCUUAGUGAAGUAUGCCAUUAUAGUGCUGAGAGCCGAUGACGAUGGAGAGGGUGGUACUUUUGCUUUGUACUCACUAUUGUGUAGGCAUGGAAAAGUUGGUCUGCUCCCUAAUAAUAAUAGCGAUAACAACGUUAUGCAAUAUGAUUAUGAAAGUCCUUCCGUAAACAAGGUCGAAUUGAGAGCUCGAAGGGCUAUCGUGAAACAUAAGAGCAGUCAUUACUUGAUGCUGUUCUUGGCGCUGCUCGGCUCUUGCAUGAUAAUAGCCGACGCAGUUCUUACACCGGCUAUUUCUGUUUUAGCGGCUUCAUCCAGUAUUGAACGAUCAAUAACAGAUGAAAAAUAUGUACCUGUGCCUGUUGCAUGUGCCAUAUUGGUCUGCCUUUUCACGGUGCAACGCUACGGAAGCCGUAGAGUCGGGCUCAUAUUUGCUCCGAUAGUCAUUGUAUGGCUCUUGGUUAUUAGCGGAAUGGGUGUAUACAAUAUUUUACAUUAUGAUACCCAUAUCAUGUAUGCAAUCUCCCCAAAAUACAUAUACAGGUAUCUGAAAAGUAUUAGCCUCCGUAGCUGGAGGUCAUUGGGCAGUCUCACUCUGUGUGUGGCAGGAUCGGAGGCUAUGUAUGCGGAUCUAGGUCAUUUCUCAGUGAAAUCGAUCAAGAUGACAUUUUUCUGUGUGAUUUACCCUGUUUUAAUUGUAUGUUACGCGGGUCAAGCUGCAUUCCUCUCCCAUACACUCUCCGCAAAGAACUCCCCUGGUCUUCCCGACGAAUAUAAUCACCUUUUUCGAUCCGUACCUGAUCAUUUUCAGCAUGUCUACACGGUUUUGGCUCUAUUUGCUUCGGUGAUCGGAAGCCAAGCGACAAUAACAGCGUGUUUUUCCAUUGUAAACCAGUGCCUAGCACUUGGUUGCUUCCCCAGAGUGAAAGUGAUUCAUACAUCAGAUACGAUACAUGGCCAGGUUUAUAUACCAGAUCUUAACUGGAUAGUAAUGGUUCUUAGCCUCAGUGUUACAAUAGGCUUCCAUGAUGCCCCGAGAAUCGGAAAUGCACUAGGCACGGCUGUGGUCUCUAGCAUGCUGGUAACAACUUUUCUAAUGUCACUUGUGAUUGCCCUGUACUGGGAAAAGAGCUUGCUAGUGUCUGCUUGCUUCUUACUGUUUUUCGGGUCCAUCGAGGCUUUGUAUUUAUCAUGUAACAUACUAAAUUUUCACAAGGGAACCUGGUAUCUGGCUGUUCUUUUGGUGCUAUCCUUGACUAUCAUGGUUUCAUGGCAUUAUGGAACUUUGAAGAAAUAUCAAUUUGACUUGGAAAAUAAGGUAUCUACGGAAUGGCUUAUGGAACUCAACUCGGGCCUCGGAGUUUCCAGGGUACCCGGAAUAGGCCUCGUUUACACCGACAUAGUAACCGGAAUCCCGGCUUUCUUCUCCCAUUUUAUCACAAACGUACCCGCCUUUCAUCAAGUGCUGAUUUUCGUGUCAUUCAAGUCACUGACAGAGUCUUUCGUUCCCCCGAGUAGACGUUAUCUUAUAGGCAGAGUUGGGCCUCGAGCUAAUAGAAUCUACCGAUGCAUAGUAAGAUACGGAUACCGCGAUCAUAUCAGGGACACAGGGGACUUCGAGGAACAGAUCAUUCGUUCCAUCGGAGAUUUUAUCUCCAUGGAAGAAUGCGAUGCCGAGUCCUUGGUGGCACCCGAAGGAAAAAUGAUUGUUGUUGGAAAACAAGCAGAAGGAGAUGGUUUGAUCCCUUUACAUGAUAACCAUGGCACGAGCUCAGCCAAUGCAGCAACACAAACGAACGGAAGCUCGACUGGAGACGCCAAAGGAAAGAAGAAAAAGGUACGGUUCAUGCUGCCGGUUAAUACCCCGCGAAUGCGUGUGUCGGUAAGGGAGGAACUAAACGAACUAAUCGAGGCCAGGGAGAGCGGGACUGCAUAUUUCUUGGGUCAAUCGCAUCUGGUGGUACGCAAUGGCUCCAACUUCCUCAAGCGAUUCCUCAUCAUGGUCUACGUUUUCCUUGAUAAAAAUGGUAGAGAGCCCCAUGUGGCAUUGAACAUCCCUCAUGCAGCUCUGGUGGAGGUUGGUAUGGUGUAUACGAUAUAAUUGUAAAGGACCGAGUACCCAUACUUUUGUCCAAUAUAUGUACAUCAUAGCAGGCGACUGCAGU
Messenger RNA from Hibiscus syriacus, 2728 nucleotides. RefSeq names its product potassium transporter 25-like. Gene Ontology annotation, biological process: potassium ion transmembrane transport. Gene Ontology annotation, molecular function: potassium ion transmembrane transporter activity. The transcript is spliced from 13 exons. The coding region runs from base 1 to 2664 and encodes 887 amino acids. Gene Ontology annotation, cellular component: membrane. The record is from RefSeq and is a predicted model, not a curated record. Lineage: Eukaryota; Viridiplantae; Streptophyta; Magnoliopsida; Malvales; Malvaceae.